UCUUCUCGUAGAUUAUCACGAGAUUCGAAGGAAGUAGCCUACUACCCGAACCACGUGACCUCUUCGGGUGUCUCUCCUAAGCGUUAGUCGUACACCAGACAAGGAUAUAGUUUUGCUCCUCCACAGCGACUAAAAAAGAUUGAAACAAAAUGGCGGAUCAGAAACCAUCGGAACCAAAUGCUAAAUCACCAAUGCUGAGUAAUUUGAGAUAUUCGCGAGCUGGAUCGCUAAGAAAGGUCCUGAAAUGGAUAAGAGUCAAUUUGCUCCUAGUCCUGACCAUCAUAGGAGUUCUGUUAGGAAUACUCAUAGGUUUUCUAGCUCGUUUGAGUGACUACAGCGAAAAGACCGCCAUGUUAGUCUUAUUCCCGGGAGACAUAUUGAUGAGCAUGUUGAAAAUGUUGAUUCUACCACUUAUCAUAUCUUCUAUGAUUUCGGGAUUGGCUCAGUUGGAUGCAAAAUCCAGUGGUAAAAUGGGUUAUCGAGCUUUACUAUAUUAUUUCGCGACCACCAUCUUUGCUGCCAUCGUUGGUAUCAUUUUGGUAACGUCUAUUCAUCCCGGUGAUCCCGCCAUUAAGGAGCAAGUCCACGUGGAAGAAGAACAAACAUCCGUGACUGUUUCUACUUUAGAUUCCUUCCUGGAUCUUAUCAGGAAUUUGUUUCCAGAUAAUUUGCUCCAAGCUUGCUUCCAGUCUGCUCACACAACGUACAAAGAGGUUAACGUGACAAAGGAUAACAUGACCGAAAUUAAAGAAAAGGCCAUUAUAGUCUACAGAGAUGGAACCAACGUUAUGGGUUUAAUCGUAUUUUGCGUGGCUUUUGGCAUAAUUGCGGGUCAGAUGGGUCACGAUGGAGAGUUAAUGGUGCAAUUUUUCGUGGUACUUAAUGACAUCAUCAUGAGGAUCGUUGGCUUAGUUAUGUGGUAUUCUCCUAUCGGUAUCAUGUUUUUGAUCAUCGGGAAGAUCAUGCUUAUCAAGGAUUUAGCUACUACUGCUAAUGCGCUAGGACUUUAUAUGGUUACGGUUAUCACGGGACUCAUCAUCCACGCGUGCAUCACCCUUCCGCUGCUUUAUUUCGUCUUCACUAGAAAGAACCCACUCACAUUCUUCCGAGGAAUGCUGCAAGCUUGGAUUACAGCUUUGGGUACCGCUUCCAGUGCCGCCACUCUGCCAGUUACAUUCCAGUGUUUGGAGGAGAACAACAAGAUUGACAAGCGUGUAACGCGUUUCGUACUACCAGUGGGUGCCACAGUCAACAUGGAUGGCACAGCUCUAUAUGAAGCUGUGGCUUCUAUUUUCAUAGCCCAGAUGAACGAUGUACCAUUGGAUCCUGGUAAAAUUAUCGCAGUCAGUCUCACAGCUACAGCAGCUAGUAUCGGUGCAGCCAGUGUACCCAGUGCCGGUUUGGUGACCAUGAUGCUGGUGUUAACCGCUCUAGGACUGCCAGUGGACGACAUCGCUAUGAUUCUUAGCGUGGAUUGGUUGUUGGAUCGACUUCGAACAUCCGUCAACGUAGUAGGUGACGCAUUCGGAGCAGGGAUCGUUUAUCAUUUGUCUAAAUCAGAAUUGGAUCAGAUAGAUGCCGAAUAUCAAGCUCGCUUGGAACAGGAAUUGGCCGAGAUAGGACCCAUCCGAAAGUUAUCCAUCGCUGCCAAACGAACUCUGGUUGGAAGCUGCAAACGCAAAGGAGACGGAAGUUCUUUUGAGGAAACGAACGACACCAACAUUUAAAAUGGCGGCUUUUUGUACAAAUAAUCCUCCACAAUACGAUUCUAGACCAGGGUGCACGUGACACGAUAAUAAUAUUCGCUUUGCAUGAUGUUACCCCAUUGAAGACGUCAUCGGGAUGACUCCAAAAAUCGAUUAUCCGUUAAGAAACGUUAUAUUAAUUUCAAAAAA
Centruroides sculpturatus (bark scorpion) is the source of this 1895-nucleotide messenger RNA. RefSeq names its product excitatory amino acid transporter-like. NCBI's taxonomy places the organism in Eukaryota, Metazoa, Arthropoda, Arachnida, Scorpiones, Buthidae. The record is from RefSeq and is a predicted model, not a curated record. The transcript is spliced from 10 exons. The coding region runs from base 150 to 1727 and encodes 525 amino acids. Gene Ontology annotation, cellular component: plasma membrane. Gene Ontology annotation, biological process: L-glutamate transmembrane transport. Gene Ontology annotation, molecular function: L-glutamate transmembrane transporter activity; neutral L-amino acid transmembrane transporter activity; glutamate:sodium symporter activity.